CUUAAUUCUCUUAUUGACACUUUAUCAACUAUAGACAAACACUAAACCCUUCUCUUUUAUCUAUUUUCAAAAAACAAAGGUCAGUGCCUGAAGGAAAACGCCCUGUAUCUUGUGUGAAAAAAAACAUACGAGUGUAACCAGCAAGAGAACCAUCCUUGUUCUUAGGGUUUACCUCUUCAGAGUUAUAUGCUUGUUUUCCUUAUAGAGAAAAAACUUGUUUCUAUCAUUUAAAUGACAUGCUUGAGACCUGUUUAAUCAUUGUUUGUUCUCCUUAAAAAUAAAUCAAGGGGGUUAACUUUUUAUAUAGAACAAGUUCGUCAAACUUUUUUUUUCUUUUCCCUUUCUUUCCGUUUUUUUUUGUUUUUUUUUAACCUGUCUUUUCUAUAUUAAAAUCCUUGAAACAACGUCUUAAAGUAUGGGCUGCUGUCAAUCAACCUCUCAAGUCGAAGAAAAACAAAGAAAUCAAGAAAUUGAUGCCCAAAUCAAGCGAGAUAGAGUUAAUUUGCGAAAAGAAAUUAAAAUGCUGCUUCUGGGUGCUGGUGAAUCUGGAAAGUCUACCAUUUUAAAGCAAAUGAAACUGAUUCACGAUGGAGGAUAUACUCCAGAAGAAAGAGAAAGUUUCAAAGAAGUCAUCUUUAGCAAUACAAUGCAGUCAAUGCGAGUCACAAUGGAAGCCAUGGAUAAUUUGGGCAUUCAGUUCCAUCAUCCCGAAAAUGAAGGACACAAGAGACUGGUUUUAGAAGCACCUCCUCAGAUUGACUACUUGGGACAUGAGCUAGUCGAAGCAAUCGCUUCGCUUUGGGAUGACCCAGGUGUACAAGAGUGUGUGCAAAGAUCAAAUGAGUUCCAGUUGAAUGAUUCUGCAAGAUACUACUUUGACUCUAUUCUCCGUAUUGGACAACCCAACUAUAUGCCAAGCGACCAAGAUGUACUGCGAUCCAGAGUCAAAUCAACAGGCAUCACCGAAACUACUUUUGUUAUCGACCAACUCACAUACCGUAUGUUUGAUGUGGGUGGUCAACGAUCUGAACGAAAGAAAUGGAUUCACUGCUUCGAAAACGUGACAGCGCUUGUAUUUUUAGUGGCUAUUUCAGAAUAUGACCAAGUCCUAUUUGAAGAUGAAAGCGUCAACCGUUUACAAGAAUCACUAACACUAUUUGACUCUAUCUGUAAUUCGAGAUGGUUUAUUAAGACAUCCAUUAUUUUGUUUCUAAAUAAGAUUGACUUGUUUGCAGAGAAGCUUCCUCGAAGCCCACUUGGUCAAUUCUUUCCAGACUACAAAGGCGGUGACAACUACGAUGCUGCAUGCCAAUAUCUUUUACAAAAGUUUGUCUCUCUAAAUACAAGAGCAGAUACAAAGCAGAUCUACACUCACUUGACAUGUGCUACAGAGACAAAGCAAAUCAAAUUCGUAAUGAACGCUGUGAAUGAUAUUGUCGUACAUGAUAAUUUACGCAAUGUAGGCCUUUUGUAAAAUAUUUAUUUGUAAAACUUCCUCUUUUUUUUUUCUUAUACACUUUAAUAAAACAAGCC
Messenger RNA from Gilbertella persicaria, 1533 nucleotides. RefSeq names its product G-alpha protein. Lineage: Eukaryota; Fungi; Mucoromycota; Mucoromycetes; Mucorales; Choanephoraceae. Gene Ontology annotation, cellular component: heterotrimeric G-protein complex. The transcript is spliced from 2 exons. The record is from RefSeq and is a predicted model, not a curated record. Gene Ontology annotation, biological process: adenylate cyclase-modulating G protein-coupled receptor signaling pathway. The coding region runs from base 416 to 1474 and encodes 352 amino acids. Gene Ontology annotation, molecular function: G protein-coupled receptor binding; GTP binding; G-protein beta/gamma-subunit complex binding.